This is a messenger RNA of Leptinotarsa decemlineata (Colorado potato beetle), 1162 nucleotides long. RefSeq names its product Bifunctional lysine-specific demethylase and histidyl-hydroxylase NO66 (gene NO66). NCBI's taxonomy places the organism in Eukaryota, Metazoa, Arthropoda, Insecta, Coleoptera, Chrysomelidae. Gene Ontology annotation, molecular function: histone H3K36 demethylase activity; histone H3K4 demethylase activity. The record is from RefSeq and is a predicted model, not a curated record. Gene Ontology annotation, cellular component: nucleolus.
AUAAUAGAGAAAGAGAAGUGAGAAGUAACCUAACUUUUUAUACUAGGCAUCUUGUGCGGUUUUUUAAAAAGUGUUGUUUUAAUGAAUUGUCCACACAACCUUAGGAUAUUUUUCUUUUCACAAUCCUCGUAGAAGUUUUUGAGGCCAUCACAAGAUGUCUUCCCCUGUUUCGGCUUUUUCAGUGUACAAAAAACAGUCGUUUGGUACCAAAAAACAUAAAACCAAAAACAUUCCAAGUAAUUCUCCCUCAGUAAAGAAAAUUAAGAAAGACUUUGAUAUACCGUCACAGAAUGGAAAAAACGAUGUUCAAAAAGUAGUCAAAACUCCUAAAGGGACAGAGAAACAUACAAAAAUAAAAGAUAAAACUAGUUUCAAUGCCAGCAAACAAAGUUUUAUGAAAAUUGACAAUGAAAAGAUUUCAAAAGAUUCUAAUGGGAGAAAAAAAGGAAUCAGAAGAAUAAAGCCUAUUAGGAUCGAGAGUCCACGACAAUCUUCAACAGAAGACGAAGAACAACCCCCUUUGUUGGUCCCCAUAGACAAACCAUUUCCGAUCUCUUCAACAGAUACCCAACUCGAAGAUUCUACCGUAGCGGAGUACAUUUCGCAGCUGAACAAAACCGACCCAUCUCCAGACGGUCUCAAACUUUUCAAGUGGCUCAUAGCCCCCGUAUCUCCCGCCCAGUUCUUCGACAGAUACUGGGAGAGUGAAGCGCUACACAUCAGUCGCGAGACUCCAAACUACUUCAGUCACUUGCUGACUACCCAAAGACUGGACGAUAUUUUCAGGGAGUUUCCUCUGUACUACACGAGGAAUGUUGAUGUGGUUUCAUAUGAAAAUGGCGUCAAAGAGGUACACAACGAAGAAGGUAGAGUUGUGGCAUCAGGUUUGUACGAUUACUACUCUAACGGGUGCAGCGUGAGGGUUCUCAACCCGCACACAUAUGACCAGAAAGUGCAGUUGUUGUUGUCGACCCUGCAGGAGUAUUUCGGCACGAUGGUGGGUGCUAACGUGUACCUGACGCCACCUGGCAGUCAGGGUUUUGCCCCUCAUUAUGAUGAUAUUGAGGCUUUUGUUGUGCAGCUUGAAGGGAGGAAGCAUUGGAAACUGUAUAAGCCAAGGUUAGUUUUAGACACUUCACUUUUUCAUCAUGUUUCUAUGUGA